CACUUCUUGCUUUAGACUCGCUACCCCAUCAAUUUUCUAUCCCUAAGAAACUACACCAAUGAGAUCCGCUUUUGGGCAUCAUUCACACUCUAUUCCCCUUUUCUUCCUUUCCCCUGUCAUCUUCAUACCAUCACCCCAUUGUAUUACUUUCCAUGCAGUUCAAAGUUCUAAGCUUUCCCACUUCACAAGUACAAUAAAACAUGGCAUGCUUGAGGCUUGGCUCUAAAUCUGAAGCUUUUCACCGUGAAGGCCAUUCUUGAUAUCAAUAAUAGUUUUAUGGAUAUGAAUCAAGCUUCCUUCUCCUUCAGGACUUGCACCACCGGACUUCAAAGUGAUGUUACCAUUGAAGUUGGAGACAUGUUUUUCCAUCUCCACAAGUUUCCAUUGAUUUCAAGAAGUGGGCUACUGGAGAAGCUUAUAGAAGAUUCUUCCAGUGAGAGUGGAUCAAUUUGCGUUUUGAAACUAGUUAACAUACCUGGUGGAGCUAAAGCAUUUGAGCUAGUAACCAAAUUUUGCUAUGGUGUUAAAAUAGAACUCACUGCUUUAAAUGUGGUCGGUCUUAGAUGUGCAGCAGAAUACCUGCAGAUGACUGAAACAUAUGGAGAAGGAAAUCUCAAUUCAAAAACAGAGGCAUUCCUUAAUGAAGUGUUUAGCCAUUGGACAGACACAAUAAAAGCUCUUGAAACAUGUGAGGAAGUUCUGCCAUAUGCUGAAGAGCUUCAUGUUGUCUCAAGGUGCAUUGAAUCCUUAGCAAUGAAAGCUUGUGCAGACCCAAGCUUAUUCAACUGGUCUUUGUCAGGAAAUGAAAGCAAGCAGAGCCCCGAGAAUGCUGAGCUAUGGAAUGGAAUAUCAACUGAAAUGAAGAAACAACCUAGUGGUGAGGAUUGGUGGCAUGCGGAUGUAUCAUUCCUUAGCCUACCUCUAUAUAAGCGGCUGAUUUUAGCUCUUGAAUCCAGAGGCAUGAAACCUGAAGGUAUAGCUGCAUCCCUUAUACACUAUGCUAAGAGGUAUCUGCCCUUGAUGAAUAGACAAUCUAGCUUCGAUGAUGCAAACCAUAACAACUCAGGGAUGGCUAUUUCAAAUCCUUCUGAGGCAGAUCAAAGGGCUCUCCUUGAACAGAUUGUAGAGUUACUUCCUAAUAAAAAAGGAGUCACUUCCACCAAAUUUUUGCUUAGGCUGCUUCGUACUGCUAUGGUAUUGCAUGCAAGUCCUUUGUGCAGAGAAUGUUUGGAGAAGAGGGUGGGAGCCCAGUUGGACCAAGCUUCACUUGUGGAUCUUCUCAUACCAAAUAUGGGUUACUCAGAGACACUUUAUGAUAUAGAUUGCAUUCAGAGGAUCCUUGAUCACUUCUUGUCUAUAGAGCAGGCUACAUCUCUAGCACCUUCACCUUGCAUAGUUGAAGAGGGGCAGUUGAUGAAUGGAUCUGAUUCACUGACGCCCAUGACAAUGGUUGCCACUAUUAUGGAUGGUUAUCUAGCUGAGGUGGCCCCAGAUGUUAAUUUUAAGCUCCCCAAUUUUGAGUCUCUUGCUGCUGCAAUUCCUGAUUAUGCUAGACCGCUUGAUGAUGGUCUUUAUCAUGCAAUAGAUGUUUACUUAAAGGCACAUCCCUGGAUAACAGAUUCUGAGAGAGAACAGCUCUGCAGACUUAUGAACUGCCAGAAGCUAUCUCUGGAAGCCAGCACGCAUGCAGCCCAGAAUGAGAGGCUACCUCUUCGAGUAAUUGUCCAAGUCCUCUUCUUUGAGCAACUACGUCUUCGGACAUCAGUUUCUGGCUGGUUCUUUGUCUCAGAAAAUCUUGAUAACUCUCAAAAUCUCGGUGGCAACCUUGGGCUUCUCAAGAAUGAUGUGUCUCAUCAAAUGAAUCCUGCUAAAGAUCAUGUUAUGGUUGUUGAGGACAUCAAGCAACGUGUCUUGGAUCUUGAAAUGGAGUGCUCGAACAUGAAAGAAGAGCUGCAGAAGCUGGUGAAGUCGAAGAGCAGUUGGAAAAUUUUUGCCAAAAAGUUUGGCUUCAGAAAGAAAUCACACCCAUGCUGUCCAAAAGCAUCAAAGUCUGAUGGCAUAAAGGUACCGACAUCUUCUGUCAACGGACAACAAAAUUGUGGAAAUGGCGAGGUGAAUUGUGAUACUUUGAAAAUCAAUUAACUGGAUUCUUGUUUCACUUUGUAUUUCAAGUUUCAACCAUAUAUGUUUGCUUUUAAUGUUGAAUGCAUCGAAUUUUGAUUCUUUUUUGCACAUUGUUGAAUGAUUACAUUGCAUGAAUGAGGUCUGAUAAUCUCAUGUAGACCUCAAAAGAAUCUAAAACAAACAAUUAGAAUUCUG
Molecule: messenger RNA, 2319 nt
Organism: Rubroshorea leprosula
Lineage: Eukaryota; Viridiplantae; Streptophyta; Magnoliopsida; Malvales; Dipterocarpaceae
Source: the annotation of a GenBank genome assembly